Molecule: messenger RNA, 1551 nt
Organism: Fraxinus pennsylvanica
Lineage: Eukaryota; Viridiplantae; Streptophyta; Magnoliopsida; Lamiales; Oleaceae
Source: the annotation of a GenBank genome assembly
AUGCGGACACUUGGGGCAUCCCUUUUAUUGCUAAAGCCACACAUCUAUCUCCAUAGAUUCUUUUCUCCAACUCCAAGAGCAGUUACACUAUCUCCGUCUCUACCUCUAAGCAAAAUUCUCCAUUUUCAGGCCUCAAGUAGAGCCGUCACUACAAUAACAUCCAUGGCUGAAACCACCACCGGCGGUGGACGCAGCGAACACGUCACCGGCGAUUGGUUCUCCGUGCCGGAACUCAGACUCCGCGACCAUUACUUUACUGUUCCUCUUGACUACUCUCUCGAUUACCGUACUUGCCCUAAGAUCUCCGUUUUCGCCCGUGAGGUCGUCUCUGUGGGAAAGGAAGAACAGUCCCUCCCAUUUUUAUUGUACUUGCAGGGUGGACCAGGGUUUGAGUGCAUGCGACCUACUGAGGCUGGUGGAUGGAUAAGCAAAGCAUGCGAGGAAUACCGUGUUAUUCUAAUGGACCAGAGAGGAACAGGCUUAUCAACACCCUUAACUCUAUCAUCUAUGUCUCAAUUCAAAUCAGCCGAAGGUUUGGCCAACUACUUAAAACAUUUCCGAGCUGACAGCAUAGUUAAUGAUGCUGAAUUCAUUCGCAAACGUCUCGUUAUCGAUUCUGGACCUUGGACAGUACUGGGACAGAGUUAUGGGGGGUUUUGUGCAGUUACUUACCUGAGUUUUGCUCCACAAGGACUGAAACAGGUCCUUUUGACUGGUGGACUUCCUCCAAUUGGAAUCGGAUGUAUUGCAGAUGCUGUAUACAGAGCAUGCUUUGGGCAGAUUGUUCUUCAGAAUGAGAAGUAUUACAAGAGAUUUCCUCAAGAUAUUGAAAUUGUCCGUGAAGUGGUAAAUCACCUAGCUGAAUCUGAAGGAGGCGGGGUGCCUCUUCCAUCUGGUGGCGUCUUAACACCACGGGGACUACAGCUUCUAGGUUUGUCUGGUUUGGGAUCUAGCACUGGCUUUGAGCGUUUGCACUACAUGUUUGAGAGGGUCUGGGAUCCUGUAAUAGUUCCAGGAGCACCAAAGAGAAUCAGCUACUAUUUUUUGAAUGCUUACGAGAAAUGGUUCGAUUUCGAUACAAAUCCUCUAUACGCUCUUAUGCAUGAGUCCAUUUAUUGUCAGGGUGCUUCUUCACUUUGGUCUGCUCACAGAGUAAGGACUGAAAAUGGUGGCCAAUUCGAUGCAGUAAAAGCUGUCAAAGAAGGACGCCCUGUGCUAUUUACUGGUGAGAUGAUAUUUCCAUGGAUGUUUGAUGAAAUGCAUGCUCUGAGGCCUUUUAAAGAAGUUGCCCAGUUGUUGGCAGAGAAGAAAGAUUGGCCUCCUCUAUAUGACGUUGCCUCACUGAAUAGUAACAAGGUGCCAGUUGCAGCUGCAGUGUAUUACGACGAUAUGUAUGUUAACUUUAAGCUGGCCUUGAAUACUGCUUCCCAGAUAGCAGGAAUUAGGCCAUGGAUAACUAAUGAGUACAUGCAUUCUGGUUUGAGAGAUGGAGGAGGUCAGGUGCUGGAUCAUUUGCUAGGAAUGUUGAAAGGAAAGAAGCCUUUGUUUUGA